AUGUAUCACUACGAGCCACUACCAUCGCCGCAGUUCAUCCGGCUGGUGAACAUCAUCCGCGACGACUACAGCCAGCAUGGGUUCUCUGUCCGUUUGACGGCUCACUCCCUCCACGACUUACCGCCAUUUUGGGCGCUCUCUUACACAUGGGGCUCUCCGGAUUUUCAAAGCGACGACCCCCAGGAUGAGAAAGCGGAGGGAAAGCGUUUCAGCAUCAAGUGCGAUGGGGAUGAUAUGGAAAUCGGUGAAAGCCUCUACGACUUCCUACGACAUAUGAACGAAGAAAUGUUUGCUGCAUCGAAUCCCUAUGGUCCUCAAACGUAUGCAAGGCCUUCCACAAACACUCGGCGCUUGGUCUUUCCGGAGAGGCAUUUCAACUUCUGGGUCGACGCUAUUUGCAUCGAUCAGCAGAAUGACGACGAGAGGUCGGAUCAAGUGCAGCUCAUGGGAAAGAUCUAUCAAUCCGCAAGUCGCGUCAUUGCCUGGCUUGGAAAUACGGAACCUAACGAUAAUGUCAACUGGGUCAUCAACGGCUUUGCGCCGAUGAUGCUGCAUGUGUCACGAUCUUCGUCAAGACCUAAAGUCAUCCAGCUGUGCCAGGAUACCGGUCACGAGUUGAAUCAUCCUAAAGCAGAGGAGCUAAUAGGCGCAGGGGUGUGUGCGCGCUGGCGUCGGUCAUAUGCUGACUUCUUUUCAUUCUUUGUGAAGAAGAGAUGGCUGACCAGGGGAUGGGUCGUCCAAGAGGCGGCAAUACCAGAGCCGUACACUGUGGUCUUGUUGUGCGGCAGAAGUCAGUUCUCGUGGACAACCAUCAACAACUUCGCCUCGUUCAUUCUUAACGUUGGCUGGGACGACACACUGGAGGCAAGUCUUACUGAAUCUCUACCAGAAUGGAAGGCGAGAAAAGGGACCAUCGAUCGUCUCUGGAACCCCGUUUCAACGUCCCUACCAGACUUCCAAGAAGAGACCAUCAAUGAUAGCAUGGUCGACUGGCAAAACAGGCGCUGGGGCGCGGUCACUGAUGAGGAGGUGCGACAUGCGGAGGUCUUGCACAACUUUCACCGAUUACGAUUCUAUGAGUUUCAGAACCCGUUGGACCACAUCUACGGCACCCUGGGCUUGAUGCCCCUGAUUCUUGGACCUAAGUACCCUCUCGGGGUGACCCCGAGUUACGAUAUUUCCGUGGAGCAAGCUUUCACCGACGUCGCGACGUGGCUGAUCCCACAUCUGCCCAACUUGGAUAUCCUAGGUCUGGCAGGCCUUGCCCUAGGAAGAAGCGAGGGCGCGCCAGAUAAGGAUGAAGUACGCUCGCUGGUACGGACCGCUCGACGCCACACGCACGACAAGCCUCUUCGAAUCCCCGAAACCAUUCGCUCGUAUCGAGAGAUCUAG
Colletotrichum chrysophilum is the source of this 1392-nucleotide messenger RNA. RefSeq lists its product as uncharacterized. The record is from RefSeq and is a predicted model, not a curated record. Bases 1 to 1392 code for a protein of 463 amino acids. The transcript has 2 exons. NCBI's taxonomy places the organism in Eukaryota, Fungi, Ascomycota, Sordariomycetes, Glomerellales, Glomerellaceae.